Protobothrops mucrosquamatus (brown spotted pit viper) is the source of this 1212-nucleotide messenger RNA. It is a transcript of the gene CXCR5, whose product is annotated as C-X-C motif chemokine receptor 5. The transcript is spliced from 2 exons. Gene Ontology annotation, cellular component: membrane. Gene Ontology annotation, molecular function: C-X-C chemokine receptor activity. Gene Ontology annotation, biological process: immune response; B cell activation; G protein-coupled receptor signaling pathway. The record is from RefSeq and is a predicted model, not a curated record. The coding region runs from base 1 to 1212 and encodes 403 amino acids. Lineage: Eukaryota; Metazoa; Chordata; Lepidosauria; Squamata; Viperidae.
AUGGCCGAGUUUAGGGUCACCCUGGAGAACGUCAUGAACUGGACCUUUGACUACAACCUAACCGACAAUGAAGGGAACUACUCCUACGAGGAUUAUCUGUGUCCUCAGGCGGAGGACAGCCCCAGGCAGUCCUUUCAGAGUGUCCUGGUGUCCUCCGUCCACCUGCUGAUCUUCCUGCUUGGUGGCCUGGGCAACCUUCUGGUGAUGGUCAUCCUGUGGCGCUACAGACGCUCCCGCACUUCCACAGAGCUCUUCCUGCUCCACUUUGCCCUGGCCAACCUGCUGCUGCUGCUCACCUUCCCCUUUGGCGUGGUGGAGAGCUUGGCAGGCUGGGUCUUUGGCCUCUUCCUCUGCAAGCUGCUGAGUGCUGCCAACCGGAUGAGCUUCUACAGCAGCAGCCUGCUGCUUGGCUGCAUCAGCGUGGACCGCUACCUGGCUGUGGUCUGCGCCCUGCAGACCUUCCAGAAGCAGCGUGGUUUCUCCAUCCACCUGACCUGCCUGGGCAUCUGGCUGCUCUCCUUUCUACUGGCCGUGCCUGACCUACUCUUCACAGAGGUCUGGGCCCAAAGCCAUAACCUGAGUGUCUGCCACUUCAGGGAGUAUGGCACACAUGGCAUCAACUCCUGGCUGGCCAAGCGCUUCCUCUACCACCUGGUGGGCUUCUUCCUACCAUUCGGGGUCAUGUGCUAUUGCUACACAGCCAUCGUGAGACUCCUCUGCCAGUCCCAGCGGCUCCAGCGGCAAAAAGCCGUGAAGGUGGCCAUUGCGGUCACAAGUGUCUUCCUGCUUUGCUGGACCCCUUACAAUGUGGUCAUCUUCUGGGACACACUUGCCAAGCUGGAGGUCACAGGGAAGUCCUGUACGCUUGAUCAGGGGCUGAGCAGUGCCAUUGUUGUGAGCGAGGUGCUUGCCUACAGCCACUGCUGCCUGAAUCCUAUCCUCUACGCCUUCGUGGGCAUCCGGUUCCGCCAUGACUUUUGUCGAAUCCUGUAUGACGUGGGCUGUCUGAGUCAGGGGACCCUGCAGGAGAUUCUGGGCACCUGCAGAAUUGAGAGCAGCACGGAGACCAACAUCUCCAGUGUUCGGCACGGGGCCUCCUCCUACUCUGGAAAUGCUACAUCUUCCAGUCUGCCAGAUCGGUUCACUUCUCACAAGGACCCAAAUAGCCAAGAGUGUCAGGAGGAAGGCCUGGACCUGGCAGGCCCAAAAUAA